CCUCAGAUCGCCGCCAUGUCUGGGGAUUCGAGCCUGGUCGCCUGCCUGGUUGAGCGGCUAUCCAGCAGGCUACCGCACGUCACCGGAACGAGCAGCCAAAGCCCCCUGGAGGAUGAAGUGCUGCACAUCACGAGGUCGACGCUCGUCGAUCUGAGCAAGGCGUCCAUUGGCAUCAUACUGGAGUCGCUGGUGGGACUGCUCGAGGAGCUCGCGCGCCCCUACAGUGCCGUCUCGGAUCAUCCCAGCCAUGUGCUGUCGUCGGAGCUCUUCGUGCUGAGCUUGGCGGCAGACUGCUGCUCUGCCAAUUGGAGUGCGCAGCCCGCUUCUGCCGACAAGGAGAUAACCUUGCCGUCUAACCCCCUGGGCGAGCGGCUUGUCGGCCGGAUCUUCGACGCCCUCAAGGACCUGCUGGAACCCAUCUCCGACAACUACAUGCUCUCGGCGCAUGUGCUUCUGGAUCAGAGCAUCGGGGGCGAGGCGCCGCAGGAUGCCCACAGCGAACAGCGCGAGGCCGAGAGCCGCCUUGCAUCGUAUCUCGACCAAGUCGAAGCGCCCGUCAGAACACUCAUGGGAUAUGUCACGGCCUCCAGUUGGUCGGAUUCGUUUAGCUACCUCAGGGAUGUCAUAUACAAUGUCCGCGUCUCCGCAGCGGCGGAUGCAAACGCGGAGACUUGGAGCUCCCCGGAUCCAGGCAGAGGCUCGCUCAUCGUCGUGCGGCUGGUUUCCUCUUUCUGGGUUGACGGCGCCAGGCUUGGCCUCAUCAUCCAGGAGAUAUGCUCAAGCUUCCUCCACUUCCGCAAAGCAUACCAGAACACCGUCGCUGCGACCAUGCCGCUGCUGAUCGCUCGGUGGAUCGAUCGAUAUCCGCAGGAGUUUGUCCGUCUUCACCGUCUACAUAGGCGGCUUGACGGAGGCGCGGAUACUCUCUUCGACAUGACCCAUACCGUGACUGACAAUGCUAGACGCAAGGCUCUCUUCUUCCCUCUCCAGACCACCCUUCUCUUCCUCAUGCCUGACGUGUUCGAGGUCGCUAGUAACAUGAGGGAGGCCAAGAGCAACAAUAUCAUGAAGAAGGUGUCGUUCCUGGAUGGGCUGCGUAAAAGCAUGAGGAACGGGAACGAGCAGGCUGGAUACUGUGUCAUCUCCCUGCUUCGUGCGGCGCGGCAUUUCAGCGCGGAAAGCGACUCGGCCCUCGUCAGUUAUGCCAUGGACGUGCAGGACGAGGUUCGGGACGCAGUGUUUCGCCAUUCCGCGACCAGCUCACCCUCUGCCCACUUUGACCAGAAUAUGAUUACUGCCGCCUUCAUUACUCUAGCGCAUCUGAACCUGGACGUGUGUAUUGAUACUGUCCUUGAUACCUGUAUCUCGCCUUCGUCGCCGCAUAGUUUCAAAGUCGCUGUCAUCCAAGCCUGCUGCCAUCUUGCGAACCAGCCAGACGCUUCCAGAUAUAAUGAACUCUUCAACGAGGCGCUCCCCUUCAUUCAGUCACAGCUCAAGGUUUGCCACACGAAAGUUCUAACUUCUCCGGCCCGUGCUGUGUCGUGGGAUUCGGCGGCCAAUCUCGGUAACGAGACCAUAAACAUGGCGCGCAGCAUCCUCAAGUUUCUCGGCGCUCUGCCCACGCCUCUGUUGAAUGAGUUGAAUCGUCAGACGCAAACGAUUGAUACCCUGGGGCCGUUCAUGUUCACGGUCAUCUCAUCCAACAAGACGAUUUGCCAGACGGCAACCGAAGUUGCGGAGAGGCUCUUUGCGGAACACCCAGAUGCUGUCAAGUCCUUCAACGAGCAAAGCCAUCCCGAUAUCGUUGAGCUGCGGGAGACGUUCUGGACUCGAAGCUCCAAGGUUCUAUUAGAGCUAUGUGACCGAAUGGUUCACCCCAGACUGUCCGAGUUGACGACGAUGCGCGAUUACCUCAAAGCCCGUCUCACACUGCUGAGAAACAUACCGGAGUUGACUCGCCUUUCCAAGGAGCUGCCUGACAUGGCAGCAGCUUCGUCCAAAUUGGAAACCGUCCUUCUGGUGUCUCUCUGCUCCGCGGACGUCGACGUCUGUCAGCUGGUGACUUCCUGUAUUGGUCUCUUCGUGGCAGAGUGCUCUUGUAUCAGCGAGUCCUCAGAAGCCAUCAAGUCCUCAGCUUCGGUCCUCCGUAACGGCGAUAUUUUCCGUGAGAUUGCCUCGCCAGCUUUCCGCUUCACCGGAUUGGUCGCCUUUCAGAAACGCAUUCGAAACCUCUUGCGUCGCAUACAAUUUCCCACGUCAGGCAUACUGGAAGCUUGGGAACUCGCGUUCGAACGCUGGAUAUACUUGGUUCAAAAGGUCUCGACGCUGCAUCCCAACUCUGUCGACGAUCGACUGCUAUCAGAGUGGCGAAACUUAUCAGGAUUCCUCGCCUCUCUUGGGGGUGUUUGCACUGCCGACCAGCCCAUCAUCUUGGAGGAACCGUCUCUGCAGAAUCUGAAGUGGAUCGAUCGAUCCUUGUCUGAGCAGCCCGAAGAGUCGUCUCUCAAACGCUAUCUCAAGUCAGCAAUCCAGCUCCUGGCGUGCGCAAACGUCAGGGUUCGUGAGGCUAUGCGCGAGAUCCUCUCAAGCGAAGUAUCAUCAGUCCUCUAUCCCGCCUUGUUCAAAGCUCUCGAGUCAGAAUUGGACGUGCUCUUUGCCGGUGUCCUUUCUCCGGCAGACAAGGCUCAGGAGACAGAUAUAAUCUUCGCAGAGCAGGCCGCUUCGCUGUUGAAGACAUUGGUCGAAAGACUGGAGAUUCCAGCCGACUUGGGCGCAGCCUCGUCUGUUCACCUAGGCCUAAUGACGCUGAACUUUGCCAAAUUCAUCGACGGCAUCGCCGAUACCGCGAAUACGCUACGGGUCAAGAUAAGGGUCUGUCAAUUAUGCGAGGCUGUGACGAAGCGAAAGGAGCAUUUGAAUCUUCGUGAUGACGUGCAUAUUCGGAACCAGCUCCUCGAGUACACCAUUGGCUGGAUAGAUCGACCACGGUCACCACACGCGGACCAGGCCGGCAUAGGGGGAAAGCCAGACGAUCUGAACAGGGUUCAAAAGGACCUCGACAAAGCCUGUUUGCGAUCCCUUGCAGAUCUCACCUUCCGUCUGCCGCUGCAGCCCGCUGACAGUCAGUCAGACGUGGGAAUGAGCGAGAUGAAGUCUCAGAUGUUCCACAACUACUUUAAUCGGUUCCUUUCUCUCUUGAACAGUGAGUCUGCUGAAACAAGUAGGUCAGACCUUUCUACCACUCUGGUUGGCCGGGAUGAGGUGGUCUCCAAUUCAGACUUGGCAAUCACCAUCCUCUCUAAUCUGCUGAGCGCCAACAUCGAUGUUGGCCUCAAGCAUUCCAUCAAUAUCGGAUACCACGACAAUGUUGAGAUACGGACUGCAUUCGUCAAAGUUCUCUACAACAUACUCGUCCAGGGGACUGAGUUCAGCAAUCUGACAGACUCGGCUGUCAGUAAGAAGUACGAGGAGCUCUUGGAGCUGCUUACAAAAGAUUUAUCGCUGCCUGCUUCGAUGAGUGCGAUAUGUCCAAGCACGGAAGUCGAUGAACUUACCAUCUGUCUUUUGACAGUGUUCGAGCAGCGAGGCCUCAUAUUCGAGUUGUUUGAGUCACUUAUCCGAGCAGAAAUCGAGCAAACUGAAAACGAGACGGAGAUUCUACGUCGAAACUGCGUUGCGACCAAGAUGCUGUCUGUCUAUGCGAGAUGGAAAGGUUUUGCUUACUUGCAGGGAACUCUCCAUAAGGUCCUCGAACGCCUCAUGCUCACGUCGCAAGACUUGGAUUUGGAGCUCGAUCCGACCCGAGUCGGCACUCAGGAAGAAUUGCAAAAGAAUGCGCUUCAGCUUCAGAUAGUUGCCAAAGUUUUCAUGGACGAUAUCUGCGCAUCUGCUGCCAAUAUUCCCCCUUCCUUCAGGAAGAUUUGCAGCAUAAUUUCAGACGCCGUUUUACAUCGGUUUCCCAACGCCAAAUACACUGCUGUCGGCGCAUUCAUCUUCCUCCGGUUCUUCUGUCCCGCAAUAGUUGCUCCAGAAGUCGAGGGGCUCGUGCCAACGCCGCCAUCAAAGGAAAUGCGGCGAGGACUGCUGCUCAUUGCGAAGAUUAUCCAAAACUUGGCCAACAAUGUCCUCUUCGGAACAAAAGAGCCCUACAUGUUCCCACUCAACCUCUUCCUAGUACAGAACAUUCACGUCGUCAUGGGAUUCCUGCGUGAGAUAUCAAUCCCGCCGAGUCACAUCGAAAGCAAUAGUAACAGAAAGGCCAUUGAUUUUGGCUCGUGCGUGGCGUUGCAUCGCUUCCUCUAUGACCACUGGGAUCACCUUCAGCAGAUCCUCGUUGCCAAAGACAGGAGAGAAUAUGUCAGAUCUCCUGCAGAGCAUGCCCAUGGCCGGUCGCCCACCAUGGAACCUCUGCGAAAUCUCAUUGCAAAUCUUGGCCCACCCCCCUUGGCCAUAUCAUGGAACCGCCCACAGAUCUCAACGAAUAGCCCGCCCUUGUAUUCUCGAUUCCAGAACUUCAUGCUUAGGAACGCCUUCCGUGGCACGGAAUCUUAUUUAACGUCGCGUGCGGUGUAUGACGGUGGCGAAAGCAAGGAUGGACUCUCAAUCAUCUGCAUAAUCCUACGGCACAUCGAGGCUGAUAACAUCGACUAUGACACCAUGCUUUACUGCUAUCUCAAGAUCGCUAGCAGGCUUUGGCAUGAACCCUUUGGGCUCUUUAUAGACGCUACAUGCUACAAUGGACGGAACGAUCCCCAGGACGACUUCUUUAAGAUGCUAGAUCUCCUCACCCCCUCAGAGCUGACGCUCAAUCUCACCAGGGUCUACGUUUACAAUAUGAACAGCGCUUUCAGGAGAUGCUUUCGGCACCUUUUGCGGGUUUCUACAAGGAGCGACAGCAGUGCUUUCCAUCCGAGAAACGUGGAUUACCACCUGAUAGGAAGCCUCCAGGAUCUUCAGGCUCAUUUCCACCUCAGUCAGCUCCAUCUUCCCAAAGAAACUAUCAGCGUCGUCACAGAUACCCGCUACAUGUUCCAGCCCGUGACGAGGCUUUCCAAGUCAAAGGGAAAGGUAGAUGUCGCGAUCAAGGUCGGAAGCCAGUUUGUCCAAGUAACGACGACCAAGAAACAGGAGGUCUUGUCUGGUCUCCGUCUUAGUACCACUGUCAAUGACAUAUUCCGGCUAGGGGACGUGGAGGAAGCAACGACAACACUGCAGUCAGAGGAUGACUCGUCCUUUGGCCUUCGCGCGGAUGGUGGGAAGAUUGUGAUGUACUUCUCCAGCCCAAAGAAGGCCGACGUGCUCCAGACCAUCCGCAGCGCCAAGAGCAAGCAUGGAAAGGAGAAUCGCACCUACAAGCCGUUUGAGAGGCUUAUGCGUCCCCAAGACGUGCCGGGGACAUUGCUCAACCUCGCCUUCACCAACCUUUUGAGUCCAGAUCGCGCUCUGAGAUUGGCAUCAUACAAUUUGCUAGGAGCACUCUGCAGGGCCUUUAAAUUCAGCGCAGAUUCCAGAUUGUCAUGUGCAAAAGACAUUUCAAUUCCCAUGGAUCCCACAAAAUUUGUGGUUGAAAUGAGCAGAAUCCUGGCAAGCACGCAGCCACAGCUGACAUCUGAUUUCUUGACGGAGUUCUUCGUUGGAUGGGAAAGCUUCCCUGAAGAGCAAAGGCCGCUCAGCCUGGCCUAUAUGUCACCGUGGCUUGGUGGCCUUCGCACGAACAUCUUGACAAGCGAACAAGACAGCGAAAAGGGACGAGAAAAGGUCGCGACGCUUUUGAGAAAGAUGAUUGACGUUAUCGUUCUUGACCAACAUCUCGUCUAUCCUCUUCAACACUUUGUUCUACCAUCCAUUACAAAUGACGAGCUGCUCCUCGACAUAUUCCUCGACGAGCUCAUCAAGACUGCUCUGAGCUAUGGGGCUCAUGAAGAGUCUCUGGAUGUCAUUGCACCUGUCGUCACUGGUAUUGGUACCGUCACCAUUCGGGGGAGAAUAUUCUCCCGGCUACGCAAGACUCUCAAUCGCUCAUCACUGAGACCGACCAGAUAUCUGCAGGACAGCCCAGUCUGGUCCGAGAUUUGCGUUCUUCUGCAAUUCUGCGUUGCCCUGUCAUUCGACAGCGGUGUUCAAUCUCGGCUAUUCUUGCCUGAAAUCUUCCACAUUGUCACGAUGCUGGCAAACACGGGAGACAACGGCGUUCGUUCUCUCGUGUACAAGCUCUUGAUCAAUUCGGUCCAUUCAGUGUGCACGGCGUUCAACUUGGACGAGGCAAAGCUUACCAAGCUGAAAGCAAGCCUUGACAUUCUCUGCGAACCCCGAGGAGAGGCGUUCUCUUUGACGACGUCUCCCAUGCGCGAUGGUGCCUCCGUUUCCACUGCACACGACUCAAGCUCGGCACUGGCAGCAACUGAGAACUUGACUGUCAUUCUCUUUGACAUAUGCUCCAUUGCAGCUCCUUCGGUGGACCUGGCGAACAGUUGGAGGUCACGCUGGAUGAGCCUGGUUGCCAGCACCGCCUUCCAGAACAACCCGGCUGUGCAGCCGAGGGCUUUUGCAGUAAUGGGAUACCUUGCUCGAGAAGAGGUGGACGACGACCUGCUAUACCAAGUGCUCGUCGCCUUGCGCAAUAGCAUCGGUCAGUUUGGCGAAGACGGGAACAGCGAAAUGCUGAUCUCUAUCGUGACAUCGCUGUCCAAGAUGAUGAUCAAGCUCCCCUCGUCCUCUCGCUACGGUCUUCAGCUAUUCUGGCUGGCCAUGUCUCUCGUCCGGCUUGUCCCCAUCUCUCUCUUCAACUGCACAGCCCAAUUCCUUGAGGCAGUUCUGACCAACAUCGGCGCCGUCUGCAGUGCUACGGGGGAGAAGUUUGUUCCACUUCUUUUGCAAAGCCGUGGCCAGCUCGAAGAGGCCGCAUUGCCGCUGGAUGAUGCCUACGGGGUCCAUUUCGAUCACGAGAGCUUUCACUUCGCGGUCUGCGCUUACCUGGUUCGCGGACUCACUGAUACUUCAACGCGCCCAACGGCGAUCCGCGUCCUAUCCUCGUUUGUGGAGAUUGCCAAUGCAACCACUGUACCGCCCGCGGCCAAGAACGAUCCCACGACAGAUUCUUUACCGUAUCUUGCCUUGAUCUCGGCACGGGGCGUGCUCCCCGAGGACUACAGGGAGGGUCUCUGGAUAGCUGGAGUGGGUUCGGAGGAGGCUGGCAACAUCACGACGCUCACCGGUCGCCAACGGAUGGAUAAUGUAAGGGACAGAGACUUGUUGCUCAUCUCCGCUAUCGAACUGGUUGACUUCCAGUACCUUGAAGAGCGAGUACAGGUCCGGAGCCUGCAAUGGCUGAAUGAGCUGGCCCUGCAGCGGCCCUUGGUCUUUGAACAACUAUGCGGCGCAAUACCACCGUUGAUAGAGGAGGUACUGUCACAUAGCCAAGACACAAGCGCUCUAAAGGCCGCCAACGCUCUACUGCGUACCAUUGCCUCCGACGCAAACUUCCAGGACAAGAUGACCUCUAUGCGCCCGCUGGUAGACGCGCUUCAUGAGAUGGGCUUUACGGGGCUGUGGCGGUUCUCCUCUCAGGACCUCGGAGAAGAGAUUCGGCGCGAGUGUUUCGAUUUAACAGAGAGGUUAAUAGAGGUAAGUAUUAUUUAUUCCCUAUUUUAUAACUAG
Messenger RNA from Trichoderma reesei QM6a, 7656 nucleotides. Its product is annotated as ras GTPase-activating protein. The record is from RefSeq and is a predicted model, not a curated record. NCBI's taxonomy places the organism in Eukaryota, Fungi, Ascomycota, Sordariomycetes, Hypocreales, Hypocreaceae. The coding region runs from base 16 to 7656 and encodes 2546 amino acids. The transcript has 14 exons. Gene Ontology annotation, biological process: regulation of GTPase activity.